AGCAAAGGAAGACCCCUUAGCCCUUGGCCCUUAGCCCGACCAAUGAAGGCCAAGAUCAAAAAACCAAAAAAAAACCCCUCGUUUUGCAAUACAGAGCAUUUUAGAGUUCUGUUCUUAGCGACCUAAGAGCAGCAUCAGCAGCAGAGCAAAGUGGGGUUUUAGAGUUCUGUUAUUAACAACUUUUCCAAUCUUAAAAGUCACAAGAACAGGCGCAGCAGAGCAAAAGGUUUAGCGAGGAAAUGGCGGCGAAAAGGAAAACCCCUCUUAAGACCCGAAACCCUGAUCUGAUUCGUGGCGUAGGUAAGUAUUCUCGGUCUAAGAUGUACCACAAGCGUGGCCUUUGGGCCAUCAAGGCCAAAAACGGUGGCGUCCUCCCCCGCCAUGACCCCAAGCCUAAGGCAGCCGCUGCCCCGGAGAAGCUACCCAAGUUUUACCCCGCUGAUGAUGUCAAAAAGCCCCUUCUUAAUAAGCGCAAGCCUAAACCCACCAAGCUCAGAACGAGCAUUACUCCAGGGACAGUGUUGAUUUUGUUGGCUGGGAGGUUUAUGGGGAAGAGAGUUGUUUUCUUGAAGCAACUUACAUCUGGGCUUCUUCUGGUUACUGGACCUUUCAAGAUUAAUGGUGUUCCUUUAAGGCGUGUGAACCAAUCCUAUGUCAUUGCUACUUCCACUAAGGUUGACAUCUCAGGAGUUAAUGAAGAGAAGUUUGAUGACAAGUACUUUGCCAAGGAAGUAGAAAAAAAGAAGAAGAAGGGUGAGGGAGAGUUUUUUGAAGCUGAAAAAAAGGAUAAGAGGAAACUACCAGAUGACAAGAAAGAAGACCAGAAAGCUGUUGAUGCCUCUUUGAUAAAGUCCAUUGAGGGAGUCCCAGACUUGAAGGCCUACCUUGCGGCAAGAUUUUCGCUUAAGUCUGGCAUGAAACCUCAUGAACUUGUCUUUUAGAUGGAAUUUUGCAUUUGGUUGUACUAUCAGAUGGUAUAUGGGCAAAACCUAAACCCUGAGUUACCAUCUUUUGUAUGCAAGUACUUCAGUUUUCCUGACUAAUCCUUUGGUUAUGUCAUCAGUUUUCCUUCCGCAAGCUGUGGUCAGUUUGGCUCUUAGGUCUCUUAUGAAAAUACUGAUGGUAUGGUUUCCACAAAUUUAUGAAUAAAGUGUGAGAGUUAAACCGA
Messenger RNA from Theobroma cacao (cacao), 1168 nucleotides. Lineage: Eukaryota; Viridiplantae; Streptophyta; Magnoliopsida; Malvales; Malvaceae. The record is from RefSeq and is a predicted model, not a curated record.